Molecule: messenger RNA, 3315 nt
Organism: Cottoperca gobio
Lineage: Eukaryota; Metazoa; Chordata; Actinopteri; Perciformes; Bovichtidae
Gene: tagapb
Product: T cell activation RhoGTPase activating protein b
Exons: 14
Coding region: 1-2568 (855 amino acids)
Biological process (GO): signal transduction; regulation of Rho protein signal transduction
Molecular function (GO): GTPase activator activity
Source: RefSeq, a predicted model, not a curated record
AUGGACUCUCCAGAUUAUGGAGUUGCAGCAAUGAGGAGAGGAAGCUAUGAUGAUGCUGGAGCCUCUCUACAUCCUCACCUCAGACACUUGGCUCAGAGACGACGCUCGGCCCCGUCCCUGGUCUUUGGGAAGGCGUUGGGGAUGCCAUGGCCUCCUAUCAGGGAGGAGUCUUCCUGCUGGGUCUCAGUGGAGCAGAGUCCAUUCGUCCUCGGACUCACCAGUGAGAAUGGAGAGCUGCUGCUGGACGAGUGUGUUCAGGUGACCGAGGGCUCCAAGAGCAAUGAGAGACACCUGUUCCUCUUCAGCGAUGUCAUCGUCUUCGCCAAACUCAAGUCGACCGCCAGCUACCGACUGAAGCACAGAGUGAGCCUCGAGGACGUCUGGAUCUACGGUUUUGAAGAUGAACUGGAGGAAGAGGAAGGAUGCACGGGGGAUAUUAACCUCAGGGUGACCCUCGUCCUGGCCUGGGACCUCACUUUUUGUUUGGUGUGUUUUUGCUCGCCUGAGGUGAAAGAACGCUGGUUAGAUACUCUUCACAGAAAAAUUAAAGACGCAAAAGCGAGAGCUGGUUGUGCUUGUUCCCCUCCAGACGUCCUCAUGAGGGUUUUGAGUGGCAGCAUCGCAACUAAAACUCUAACAGGAGGUGUCAUGGAGCAUUUCAUUGAGUUUCCACUUGACGGCGAUGCAAAGAUCUCUGCAGUGUCAAAGCAGUUGGCUAACCAGGAGGACAAGCCUCCCAUUGAUAUCAAGUGGAACCUGGUGAGGAAGCUCAGGAGCAAAUCAUGCCGAUCAGCAACCGACACCAAGAUUCAGCUGUUUGGACAGCCCCUCCUCAAGAUAUGCCCAGACGAACGCUCACUUCCUAAACCAGUCACAGAGGUGCUGGUGUUGCUGAGGAAGAGAGGGCCGUCUACAGAGGGAGUGUUUCGUAAACCUUGCAACAGCAAGAACAUGCGGCACAUCAGAGAGCAGCUCAACAGCGGCCUGGAGGUGGACCUCAAGGGCGAGCCGGUCGUCCUGCUCGUCGGGCUGCUCAAAAGUUUUCUGAAGGAACUUCCUGGCAGCCUGCUGGUGUCUGACCUUUAUGACAAGUGGAUGACGGCUCUGAACAAUGAAGACACCCAGCAGAGAGCUCCGGAAAUCAGAAAAGUGGUAGACGACCUCCCGCCGCUCAACAAACUCCUCACGCAGCAUCUAGUCUGCGUCCUCCAUCACAUCCUCGAGAACGCCGACAACAAUAAGAUGGACGCCUACAACCUGGCGGUGUGUAUCGCCCCCACGCUGCUGCAGCUGGACGGCACCCCGCUGGAUGAGCAGAAGGAAAAGAUGAAGAAGGUCACAGAGCUAACUCAGUUCCUGAUUGAACAUUGUGAGAUACUUGGAGAGAAUAUCCCAAAUCUGCUGGAUACUGAUGAAGACUCCCUGACCUCUCAGCAUCAUGACUCUGCGUAUGACAGCAUGGACCCAGAUGGAGAUGGAGAGGCAGGAGGGAGUACCAGCUCCACACAUGGAGAGAGCGGCUCGUCCUCCUCUCUCAGCUUCACAACCUCCUCCUGGCCAGCUGAUGCCAGGUUCAACAUGAAACCAUUAAACCGUCGCUGCUCUGAGCCCAUCCUCCUCCUCUCAGCUGAUCUGGAGAGCCUGUGCAGCCACUCCAGGAGCCACGACGACUGCUCGGUGGAGAGGAGGCACUUUGAGGAGCAGCCACUUAAAAAGCAGAUCUCAGACGACUCCUUCUUGCUCAAGGCACAAGGUGGAGUAAGGCAAGUGUUGUCUUUUCCGAAACUGAGCAGCAGCUCCAACAUGGAUUCACUGCCCUACAUGGCAGGAAACUGCUCAUGCUCUUCCCUUGAGAGCGCUGCCUCUAAUCAGUCGGAAGGCUCCGUUUUCACCAGCUCCCCUGUGACGUCGCCAGCCUGCUCCAGGAGAGCAAAAACCACCAACCAUUCUUUAAUGCCUGCAAAAGCUCAGCUGGACAUUCCAAGACCCAUCCCAGACGAGAAGAAGCGUUCACAGUCCAUGAGAGUGGCCAGUAAAGUCCUAAUGAGGACCAGGAGCUUAGGAGCCUUCAGCAGGAACAGCGUGAAGAAAGACUCUCAGAAGGAAAACUCCUUCCCUUGUGAAACUCUCCAGGAGGACUCUCAGAGUGAAGCAGAUCCACCAGCUGAGCUUCUGCACAAACCGCGCCCUCUGUCCGCCAUUGAAGUGUUCAAGCAGGUGGACAGCAAGCUGCCCUGCAGGCCUCCGUCAUACAAGCAGGCUAUGCGGAACUCGGGUUCUCCUCCACAGUACGGAUCAAUGACUGUACACGACGCCAUAGUGCUGGAGAGAAGGUCCCGUCCAUCCUCUGUAAAUUAUGACUUCCCCCCUACCUGUUCUGUCAAUCAGUACAGAGACUGUUUCGCUCAAGCAGCACAGGACAACGUCGACGGCGUCGAGCUGCGGCAGCCUUUCCGCCAGAGAGCCAUGUCCGAGUCUGUGUCUGCAGGUCGUCGCGAGGCUGUGUCACGGAGAUGCAGCCAGUCUGUGUUUGAGGAAUGUUCUUACACCAAGGAGUCUUAUGUUUGAUUGACUUUGGAACUGUUUCACAGGUCCGAUUCUAGAUAUGCAAAUAUCAUUUGAAUAGAGUUAAAUAUCAGUGGGCAAGUCCGAAGAACCGGUUUUCACCCAUUCAGAGACACUUCAUUCAUGAGAGGGUUUGUCAGGAUGACUUUGUGGCUUAAUAUUGUGAGUGUUUGUCUUCAUAAUAGCAGCUACUUCCUUCCUUUUCACUGUUCUUUGGUUGGUUAGACAGAGGAAAUGUGUUAGAGAACUGCUUGUAUAUGUACACAAAGUCCAAUCUGUACACUGUUUCACUUUGAUUGAACGUCAGCUCUGUGUAGCCUCUGGUUGCACUUUCUCAGUAGUACUAUUUAGAGUACAGCAUUUAAAAGAGAUGUAUUAUGUGAUGGAUAGCCUUAUCACAAUGAAGCUAUGAAAACACAGAUCACUGUGGAUAAAAUAUGCUAUGAGUUUAUAUUUUCUAUGCUUUCUUUGAAGUUGUCGUGGUGAUUUGUACAUUGUCGCUCGUUGAGCACAGGUUUCAUUUUCUUCACGUGUUGUAAAUCCUCUCCACCUUGCAUGGUCCUUUUCUUCCACUACAUUAAAGCACUUUUCUUGUGAUAGACUAUGCUUAUGUUUAAUUGUAUGCUAAAAUGUAAAUAAAAUUAAAUAGAUGUCGAAGGGGUCUUCCAGAGUAUUGCAAUUCCACAGUGUGUGGUUUUAGGUAAAAUGGAAGAAAAAUAACGCAAUAAAAGGAAAUAACAAAGUAAAAAA